CCCUAUGUGAGCCUCCACUAGUUCCGGGCGGCUCGGAUGAUUGACAGGUGCUCAGGACGGCACCACACCCUGCACGGCGGCCAUAUUGGAGGGAAGGCCGGUAUAGCCACCUGAGCUGGCUGGAACUGUCGUCGAAAAACAUCGUGUGUUGCCUCUCUGAGGAAUUUCUGAGCCUGAUAUUUUGUGUUUGAAGUGGAGCUUACCAGAAGCGACGUCGCGCGCCAAGCGGAUAUUUUGCACCCGAACGGACGACAAGGAUUUCUGACAGGAUUUUCCAUUGGGACAGUGCUCUAAAAAACCACCGAGAUGCCGAAAACAGUGAAUGUACGAGUCACGACGAUGGACGCCGAGCUGGAGUUUGCCAUCCAGACAAACACCACCGGCAAACAGCUCUUCGACCAGGUUGUGAAGACCAUUGGUCUGCGAGAGAUCUGGUUCUUCGGUCUGCAGUACAUGGACAGCAAGGGCUACCACACCUGGCUCAAGCUCAACAAAAAGGUGAUGUCCCAGGAUGUGCGUAAGGAGAACCCGCUACAGUUCAAGUUCAGGGCCAAGUUCUACCCUGAAGACGUGUCCGAGGAGCUCAUCCAGGAAAUCACACAGCGCCUGUUUUUCUUGCAAGUGAAGGAUGCGAUCCUGACUGAUGAAGUGUACUGUCCACCGGAGACCUCUGUGCUGCUGGCGUCCUACGCUGUCCAGGCCAAGUACGGAGACCACAACAAGGAAGUCCACAAGGCGGGCUUCCUCGCUAACGACAGACUCCUACCUCAGAGAGUAAUUGACCAGCACAAGAUGACACGAGAGCAGUGGGAGGAGAGGAUAACCAACUGGUACGCCGAGCACAACGGCAUGCUGAGGGAGGACGCCAUGAUGGAGUACCUGAAGAUUGCGCAGGACCUGGAGAUGUACGGAGUCAACUACUUCGAGAUCAAGAACAAGAAGGGCACCCAGCUGUGGCUCGGCGUCGACGCGCUCGGACUCAACAUCUACGAGUAUGACGACAAGGCUGGGGACGCCGGCAAGUCAUCGCCGGCGACUGCUGGCAAAAGCAUGGCAAACUUGCUGACCCCAAAGAUUGGCUUCCCCUGGAGCGAGAUCAGGAACAUCUCCUUUAACGACAAGAAGUUUGUCAUCAAACCCAUCGAUAAGAAGGCUCCGAAAGGCAUCAGUAGGUUACUCCAACGAACAGACUCGAAGGACUUCCAGUUCUUUGCGCCGAGGCUGCGGAUCAACAAGCGUAUCCUGGCGCUGUGCAUGGGGAACCACGAGCUGUACAUGCGCAGGAGAAAGGCAGACACCAUCGAGGUGCAGCAGAUGAAGGCUCAGGCUCGCGAGGAGAAGCACCAGAAACAGAUGGAGAGGGCUGAGUUGGCACGUCAGAAGACCCUGCGUGAGAGGGAAGAGAGGCAGCGUCUGGAGUUGGAGGAGCGACUCAAGAGGUUUGAGGAGGAGGCUCGUCAGCGACAGCUCGAGCUGGAAAACAUGCAGACAGCGACCCACAAAAUGAUGGAAGAAAAGAGCCGUGCAGAGGAGGAGGCCCGUGUUCUGGAGCGGAAACGUAUCGAGGCUGAGCAGGAGAGGGCUCGUCUGGAGGAACUGGCAUCGAGGGAGGCCGCGGAGAAGGAAGAAAUCGCGCGGAUGCAGGCUGCGCUGGAGGAAGAGACGAGGCGUCUGGAGCAGGAACGUCUGGAGAAGGAGGAGGACUCCAAGAAAUGGCAGGCUGAGUAUCAUAAAGCAGUAGAGGAGCAAAGAGCUACCCAGGAAAAGAUGCUGCUCCUAGCCAAGGAUCACCAACAGCAACUAGCAAAUAGGAACGUCCAUUUCCAGAGGGCGAUCGAAGAACAGCAGGAGUUGGAGAAGAAGCUGGUGGAGGCGACACAGACGUCGACAGCGCUGCACGUGGCCGAGCACGAGGAGGGAGAGGAGAACUACACCAGCCUGGACCUGGAGAACAACAAGGACAUCACCAACGCUGGCUCCGAGGAGGACCGAGUCACCUUCGCUGACAAGAACAAGAUGAUGAAGGACAAGCUCAAGGAGUUGGGGAAGGAGCUGGAGAUCGCGAAGGACGAGAACAAGCUGACGCGCAACGAUCAGCUGAACGCCGAGAACGUCAAGGCCGGGCGCGACAAGUACAAGACGCUGAAGCUCAUCCGACAGGGAAACACCAAGCAGAGAAUCGACGAGUUCGAGGCUUUGUAAAAUUGUAGAUAACGAAUCAGUAGAUAUGGUGGGUCCAUGGGGAAAAUACAAAUCUUAACCAAGCACACACCGACGCAUUUGUAUAGAGAUCACCACCGCUUUCUUUCAAAGGGAAGUUCUCUGGCGCAAGAAGAAGGGAAGUUAUGAUGUUACCACCAUUGUACUUCACGACAAACAUAAGAUGGCUGUUAGGGUAACGUUCUUCUUAAGACGAGGUUUAAGAAGACAAGGUUAAGGAAAAGUAAAGUCUUGAAGGAAGUAAGACUGCCGUGUGGUCGCCAUGUUUGCCCGCUUUCCAUCAAAACCAUGUAGGGGAAAUAAGGCAAGGGGCCAAAUGCAUUAUGGGCUAGGUGUAUGCAAAUGAGGGAAUGGAGCAAAAUUCAGAAAAAUCUACUAGUGCUGCCUUGAUUCUUUUCCAUAAUGAUGAUAUCUGUGAUGAUGAAUAUAGAUACAGCAUUUUGAAGCUGUGCUACUAAAUAAAGUAACAAUAGAAUGUUGUACAACUUGAGUCUUAGAGAGAUACUUAAAGAAACUGUGAUUUAGAAGGACUAAGUCUAUUGAGAGGAUUGUUUGCUAUAUUCUUUAUAUAUUCCUAGCUUGUUGAUUUUCCUGUUUGACUAUCUGAACAGACUAUGAUAACAGACGGAUGAGGAUAUAUUUGCUGUAAGUUUAGAGUAUGUUUCUGGGCGCAGUGUGUAUAAAUUAGCAUCAUUCUAUUAGUCCAUCCUCUGUUGCCUCUAUCCUCAAUUUACUUUUGUAAGCUAAUCAAUGAAAUAAUGUCGUUUCUUGAUAGUAGAGUCGCUUGAUAAUGAUGAUUUGGUUCCUCUGUAGCAGUGAGGUUUACAUAUAUUUUCCUGUAGCUAGGCCCUUCUCCGUUUUGUACCGACACACAUACAGUUUUCUCUCUCCUUGUAGGGGUGAAUCUUGUAGAGCAGGGGGAAAAGGUGUGUAGAAAAACUAUUGCCAGCCUUGCUGUGUGAUGUGAACUGUGCAUAUGUAUAGCAGGCUGGUUACGCUGGGAAGAAGGAGCACAACAUGCCUUAUGUCAAUCAAUCACAAGCCGUCUCUACCAGACCUGUUGAUGGACGGAAGAAGAAAUGGUAGAAAUUGGACAGAGUAGAGGACUUUGCCGGCCAUUGGAGUCCAUUGGUUGACCACCGUUGGUUGCAAAUGGUAACUCUAUGACCAGCUAACUCUUCUGGCCAAUUCCUGCUAUUUUCCCGGCGACCCACAGAAUCUGGUAGAGACUUACACUCACAAGUUGGUGUUGGUGUGGUAAGGAAUGAUCCUCUGUACUUAUCACUGCUUGGAGCCAUUUUACAGCGCAGCCUAGUCUUGUACGGGGGUGAGGCCCAUUUCCACUGGGCGGAGACCACUGGGCAACCAAUGAUCAGACAAGAAAUCAUAGCACAAUCUUUUGGAAGAUCUUACAGGGCAGUGAGAGGUCUCAAAAUGACCUUUGAAGACCGUGGAGAUCAUUAAAAGAUCAUUGGAAAACCCUCUGGGUCAUUGAAAGAGCAUUGAGAUCAUUGGAAGAUGGAUGUCAUUGAAAGAUGACAGAUCAGUUGAAGACCUGCUAAGUGACUGAAAGAUUGCAAAGAUCAUUUUAAGACAUUGGAGAUUAUUCAAAGAUCAUUGGAAUACCUUUGAGCUCUCACCAAAAGAUCGUUGGAUGCUCAGCGGGUGCUCGACGGUCUUGCCCGGUUGGAAUACCAACCGCUGGAGGCGAGGUUGAUUGUUACAUUCUUGUACUUACCAGGUUCCCGUUUGGACAUGCUACUCCGUGGCGUGAGCUGCGGCAGAAGCCUGCCAGGAGUGUGUUCUGAUUGGUUGGACCUGAUGAGGAAAACUUCGAGUAGCGGUUUGUGUAUGAGGGGAGGCCGUUAGGAAUGAGAUGUGUUGUUGUUGUUGUUGUUGUUGUUCGGAUAAAACCCCACAUUUCUGAAUGGGACCAAAUGUGGCUGAUUGAGUAAAAUGGCUCCUUACUGAAUAAGUUACUGUGAAACAAUGUUUUUGUGCAUCUUUGUACCUAAGCUAAGUGAUUCUGUAGCACCAGAAAGGCUUGAUCAACGUUUAGUUGUUGUCGAAAGCACAAGAAACAGCAAAGGAUCGUUUUGACUGUAAUCGCAAAAGAUAAUUCUUUGGUGCUGCCUUUUGUCCAAGUACCAAGCAAAAUAAGUGAUUAUCACAACUUGUGUUCACAUACAUUGUAUUCCUUCCUCAUAUAGCUACAGUAGAUAUUUCUUUGUGCACUCUUAUUAGAAUACUUUUGUCUCUUGAGUUAUUUAAAGGUCUAGUUGAUAUGGAAGAAUGAAGAAAAGUAUUAAAAGCACUCACUACUUAACUACAUUGUACGUCUGCAAGAGGAUAAUUCUGAUGUUUUCUAGGUAGCGUAUUUUUGGAUCAUUGCACAUGUAUCCAUCGGUUGGGGUAAUAAAAGAAUCCUUCUGAUUGUA
Branchiostoma floridae (Florida lancelet) is the source of this 4658-nucleotide messenger RNA. RefSeq names its product radixin-like. The record is from RefSeq and is a predicted model, not a curated record. Gene Ontology annotation, molecular function: cell adhesion molecule binding; actin binding. Lineage: Eukaryota; Metazoa; Chordata; Leptocardii; Amphioxiformes; Branchiostomatidae. The transcript has 18 exons. Gene Ontology annotation, biological process: regulation of organelle assembly; positive regulation of early endosome to late endosome transport; regulation of cell shape. The coding region runs from base 307 to 2202 and encodes 631 amino acids. Gene Ontology annotation, cellular component: plasma membrane; microvillus; apical part of cell.